AUGUCUUCAUCUGGCCAUCAUUCAAGUUCUAGCCGGGAUACAACACAACAUUCAAGUUCUUCAUCUGGUCAUCACUCAACUUCUAACCGUGAUAAAGUACAACAUUCAGGUUCAUCACCAACGGGUGGAUCAGGAGGAGCUGAUACAACUGGUCAACCAAGUAGCAUAAGUGAAUCAGCUGGUCAUGGAUAUAGUGGAUCAACUGAUACUGGCAGCUCAAACAAAGCGGAUCAAAGUGACAUGAGUACUGGUAGUAGCUCAGGCCAUGAUAUAGGAGAAUCAUCUGGUCAAGGUGAUAGUUCAAGUGGUUCCAGCACAAACAACAAUCAACAUCAAUAA
Messenger RNA from Rotaria sp. Silwood1, 339 nucleotides. NCBI's taxonomy places the organism in Eukaryota, Metazoa, Rotifera, Eurotatoria, Philodinida, Philodinidae. The record is from the annotation of a GenBank genome assembly.